UGAGUCCCACACACAGUAGUUGCCAGCAGCCGCCAGCCACUCAUGCUGGACAUCAGGGACUCCAAGGACAAAGAGGAGUGCUGUUGGAAAGUUUGGUCUGCUCCAGUCUGCCCAGUGGAGUCCACAAGUCUUCGAGGCGGGGCAGUGCCUUGCCUGCCCCCCUCGGCUUCUUCAGACGCGCCUUCCGUACUCACCAGCCCUUGCGAGCGGCUCUCUGGCCACCACCAGCAGUGGGCCCCCCUCCCUCCCAGCUUCCCCCCUCCCCGUGACUCUUCCCUCUCUCUUCUUUGCAGUCCGCCCAAGGAGUCUGGUGUGGGGAAGGUGCGGGAUGUGGCCUCCUUCCGCCGCCACUUCAGGAUGGGGUUCAUGACCAUGCCGGCCUCGCAGGAGCAUGCCCCGCACCCCUGCGCCAGCAGCAUGGCCCCCCGCUCCCUCUCCUGCCACUCUGUGGGCAGCGUGGACAGCAGCUCAGGGGAUGGGCCGGCUGGAUCUCGCAAACCACCUGCCAAGCCCAAGCGGCAUCCCAGCACCAAGCUGAGCACGGAGGCCAGGACUGCCUUGGAUCCCCUGGGGAGCAAGAAAGGAGGUUCCCAAAAGCCAGGUUCUGAGGGUCGGGAGGUGGGGCGCAAGGUGCCCCCGCAGAAGCCCAAGCGAAGCCCUAACACUCACUUGUCCGUCUCCUUUGAUGAGGCCUCCGUGGGCAGGCUCCCUGGCCCUUCUCUGGGUGGGGCGAUGCAGCGCUGCGGCCGCACCUUCUCUCACACUCCAGCCAAGGGCUCUGAUGCAGAAGAGGACGAGCCAGUGUACAUUGAGAUGGUGGGAGACAUUUUUCGAGGACCUGGGCCCCCCUCUCAGGGGCCCACGGCAGCAGAGGAGGACUCUGAUGAGAGCGAAGCCAUUUAUGAGGAGAUGAAGUAUCCGCUCCCAGAGGAAGGAGGCGAGUGCCGUCCCAACGGGGCACCAGCCUCCCCACGCCACCGUCCAGCCAAGCGGGAAGCUGCCAAGGCGGUGCCCAGCACCAAAACAUCCCCAUGUGAGAUCCCACCUCCAUUCCCCAACCUCUUGCAACACCGCCCCCCUCUGCUGGCCUUUCCGCAGGGCAAGAAGGGAUAUAAGGGCCCCAGUCCAGAGGGGUCCAAGCUGCCUGUCCCAUGCCACGCAAAGGAUGCCCCCACUGCUCCAAUGACGCCACAAGUUUCCAGCCAUCAGCAGAGGGCUGGGGAGGGCACAGCCUUAGGCCCUUCAGGUCGUGCCCGCAGCCACUCCACGCCACUGCCCCCACAGCCUGCUGGACAGAACAAAGCAGAAAAAGAACUUCCCAAUUCCCACAGCAUGAUUUGUCCCCAGGCCAAGCAGACCCCUGUGCCAGCCCCAUCAGCUGCCUCCACCCCCUCCAUGCUCCCGGUCAAAGAGAAGCCUGCCGUCUCCUACACCAUGGUCUACUCCGCUGUCAAGGUCACUACCCACACAGCCCCGGCAGAGCAGAAGGCUGAGGAGGAGAUUUCGGUGCUGCACGGCAUGCUGCGUGCCCGUCCGUCCACAGUGCCCUCUUGCAGACAGGCACAGCGGGCGUGCACGCUGCCUGAUCCACCGCCCCUGGGCAUGGUCUGGACUUAUCCUGCACCCUGUGUAGGGCUGAAGCGCCCGCCAGCAUAUGAAAGCAUCAAGAAUGUGGGCACCAGAGCGUCCUCUGCGGCCAAGAUCCAGCUUCAGGACCGGGCAUUCACCAGCGUUGCCUGCCCCCACCUCCUGCCUAGCGAAGAGUGUGGCCGCCCAGCGGGAGAGGAGGAGCCGUUCGGAUGGGUGCUGCAGAGAAGAAUGGGCUACGUGAACCGGAAGGCAAGAGAGACCGAGAAGGCCCCAGAUUGUCCCAAGGCAUGGGACGAAAGUGACAGUACUCCUCCCAGGAUGGAGAAGGAAGAGAAGGCCGGUCCCGGUCCAAUACCCUCUGGUAUCCCUGUUCGCACACCAGGGUCUGAAGGUCUUGCUGCCAAGAUGCCCGGGGCACGGACAAACCUGCCUGUUCCCUGCCAGACCUUUCCUGCCUGUCACCGGAAUGGAGAUUUCACUGGCAGUUACCUUCUGGGGCGCUCGGCUUCCACCUCUGGCGUUCGGCACGCUGUGAUUCACACACAAAGGCCGUGCAGUCAUCCCCGGGACCCAGCCAGCCUGGCUCUGCAGCAAGCACAGCUGCCAGCUUCUGGGGCCCCCCAGAGCUCCCGCGAGCGGGACGGCAAGCUCCUGGAGGUGAUUGAGCGCAAGCGGUGCGUGUGCAAGGAGAUCAAAGCGCGGCACCGUCCUGAGCGCAGCCUGUGCAAGCAGGAGAGCAUGCCUAUCCUGCCCAGUUGGCGGAGGAACACGGAGAACCGCAAGUCCGGGACGCCCCCCUGCCGCCGCCAGCAGACGGUGCUCUGGGACACGGCCAUAUGACGGCGGGGGGCUGAGCCCCAAGGAACCGGUGCCUUGUGCUAGCCAAGCCGAACAUGGCGCAGGGCUAACUGCUGGCAGCGUGGUGCCCUGCCUGUGUGCCCCCUGGCCUAGGACCAGCCAGAGACCUUGGGCUGCUUGGGUGCUGUCCCCUACUGGGCUAUGGCAAGAACACGAUGGUUGGGGGCAGAUGGCUCUUUUGCCAAGAUUUGGGAUCAGAAAAAGCACUGGAAAUGCCAGCUUGGAAAGCCAGCGGCCUCACCUUGAGGACCCCCUGCAGGAGCAGCUGCAGCUCCGUCCCACAGGAAGCUGUGCCUCAGAGCAGAGGCAAGAAGCCCUUGCCCUCACCCCCAAGCCAGCUGCAUCUGUGCUGCGACUGACACGCAAGACGAUGCCGUCUGUCUUCCUGGGAGGGCAAGGGCAGUUGUGCCCCCACCUUCUGGGCCCAGAGUGAGGGUUCCAAUGCCAGGAGUGUUUCUGGGCCCUCACACGGUUUUUCUUCCGUCUCUAAAAAUGCCACUGGGGAGGAGGGCAGGGAGAAGAAGAGCAGGCCGUGCACAGCGAAGCUACACCAUAGGACUGACUUGUCUCUUCACUGGCAUCUGUCUAGUGGGCAGUCUCCAUUGGCUUACAAAAAGAAGUAAAAUAAACAAAUAUUUUCUAGCCUGGCAGUGAA
This is a messenger RNA of Eublepharis macularius, 3103 nucleotides long. RefSeq names its product neuronal tyrosine phosphorylated phosphoinositide-3-kinase adaptor 1 (gene NYAP1). The record is from RefSeq and is a predicted model, not a curated record. Lineage: Eukaryota; Metazoa; Chordata; Lepidosauria; Squamata; Eublepharidae. Gene Ontology annotation, biological process: neuron projection morphogenesis; phosphatidylinositol 3-kinase/protein kinase B signal transduction. The coding region runs from base 43 to 2430 and encodes 795 amino acids. The transcript has 5 exons.